UCAGUGACAGAGAGCUGUGUGUCUCAUACUCACACCCCAGCCUUGCCAUUUGGUCCAGGAAGAAACUAUGUUUAAGUAAUGGGUCUUUUGAUAACCUUUUCUAUUGAACCUUCUGUCUGUCGGGCAUUGUUGUUAAAUGUUGUGUGAGUUUUGCUGCACAUUGUGUAUGUGGGGUUACUGGGAGGCAGGAGAGUGUCAUAGAAAGAGUCAAGUGCGAGGGAGAAAGCUGCUGGGCUGAGUGUGUGAAGGGGGAGAAUAGAAGAAAAGUGUGUGGGUGUCAGAGCUUGAUGUAAAUUCUGCCUUUCCUUCAAGCCAAUGAGAGGAGAGAUCCAGCACCUGCUCCUGCCUGCUCAGUGUUUGCCAAUUUGGCCACCAGACGUUGGUGCCAGUGCAGAAGUGAAUGCUGUAAAGUGAACAUCAGGCCUGUCACUGAUGCCACACACAUGGGAGCAGGUUCUCUCUCAGGGGGCCAGGGCCCUCGGAUAUGACCCCUGAUCUAACUCUCUUCUUUCUGGAUUCUUGUUCUUCUGACCCCUGCUUCUAUCUAUACUAAACCAUGGGUAGUGUGGGCAGUCUUCUAUCUGGGCAUGGGUUCAAUCACAAGCAAGGGAGAGGUUCCCAACAUCGUGGGAGAAAACCACCCCACCUGAAAAAGCUGAGCCGCUGUUCAGAUGGCAUUCUAAGGUUUGGCUUCUCCCAGGAGUCAGGGCAUGCCAAGGGUGGAGGAUCCAAGAUGGGGCGAAGUGAAGAUUUCUUCUACAUCAAAGUCAGUCAGAAAUCCCAUGUGGGUCCUAGGCAAGAGUACCAUGGAGCAGUGACAAACACAGAGCCAGAACCUCAGUCUAGUCAAGAGUACUCAGGUCCACCAAAUAAAACAUGUAACCCACCCAGCAUGAUCCACUUUCCCAACCGUCUAGAACUGGAGAUGAAUGCCCUACGUCCUACACCACUGAAACCUGGAAUGCGCAGGAAUUCAGCUGUCACAUGCUAUCCAGCUGCAGAGAGUGGACCACAGUUAUCUCUCUAUUAUCGUUCAGAUCGUUCUCGGGAAGCUGAGAGUCGGGCUGGACACUGUAUGGGAGGCAUGUCUGAAUCAGGCAGGAACUCCAUGUCCAGCCUUCCUACCCACCCCAAUAAGCUAGGCACUGCAUGCCAGUUGGAUGCUCUUCUAAUGCCAACAGGACGCUUUGGGGGCAGCGCCCACAAUAUCACCCAAAGCUCGAGGAGCAACAUGCUCAGUCUCAGAGCUAUGUCCUUGUCAGAUGGUGGAAAUGCCAACAAGAUUCUAAGUGUGCCACCAAAAUCAGGCUUAAGAUCUCCUCCAUCUUGUGAUGAUCUAGCAAGGGUUGAACCUGUUGAGAACAAAGAAGAAGGACACAGAGGAGGUGUCACUAGGUCCAGGCAGAGUUCUCAGAGGGGCCAGAGAGGUCAGCAUGUCCUUCAAAUUCAGGUAACACAGGAGAGGGAGGCCAAGGAAAGCAAGAUGCGGAAUUAUGAAAAAGAGAGAAAGAUGUCCAUAAGUCCAUCGAUGGAUGAGACACAAUGGGAGGCAUUGCAGAAACCCGGGGAGAUUGCAUCCCUCCGUCAGCAGCUCCGGGAUACUCAAGAAGAGUCAUCGCUCCGUGCCAGUGAGAUUCUGAGCCUAAAGGCACAGCUCCGGGAAACUAAGGGUAGGGCAGAGGCUCAAGAGCAGAGGGCCAGAGAAGCAGAGGAUAGGCUUCGCAUUAUGGAGGAAGACAGGGAGGAGAGGGAGCAGGCCCAAAGUGAAGCCGAGUUGGACACACUGCGGACCGAGCUUGAAGCUGAGCGGCAGAACAAUGAGCAGAUGACGGAUGUGUUCCAGCGUGAGCGCAAGACAUGGCUGGAAGAGAGGGAGAAGGUCAUCCAUUAUCAACGUCAACUCCAGCAGAGCUACCUGCACAUGUUUCAGAGAUGCCAAGCCCUGGAACAGAGGCUUCGAGCCCUGACUGGUGGAGAAGAUCUUGAUGAUGGGCCUAUUCUAACAUUGCCAGAUAUGGAGCUUACAUUCCAGGACAUACUAGCCACAGAGAUUUGACCAGAAAGAGGAAAGGGAGGGUGAUUGUGAAGGCAAGUGAGUGAGUGAAUGAGUGAGUGAGUACCUGUGAAUAACAGUGUGGACUGAUUCUGUAAGUAUGAGUGAAAGUACUUACGAUAUACAUUUUCCCAGGGCAGUAGCUUCUUUUGCUCCUACUUUCAUUUUGUGGUCAAAUUGGACCAUACUAAUUAUUAAUAAAAAUGGCAAAAUAAAAUGCAAAAAAAAAGUAAUGAGAUUAUUUCACCUGUCAAGUGUACGUAAGCAGGUGUAUUUUUAUGGACCGGUUUUGACAUAAUAGUUGAGAUGGAUAAAAAAUAAAACCACAAAGAAGUGUGAAAGGGACCCUACGCCGACCAUGCAUGUAGGCAAAUAAGAAUGCUUGUAUACGCCGUUGCUGAAUGAAAUAGGAGUGCCCUCAUGUGUGGCAGGUGCUCAGGCUAUAGUUAUUACAUAUGAAAGCAGAUCAAGCUUUCCUCCAUUUUUUAUAAUAAUGUGACUACCAGAUGCCCCUCAACAUGGCAGCAAUACAAGCACCAGAAGGACAGCGCAGAUUUGCAAUUUUACCCCCAACUUUUGCAGAUGAGGUUUAUAAGGACAAGAGCAGGCCCGUUAGUGCUCAUUAAACAAGCCUUGUUCUUGCUUUGUCUUGUAGCCCGUGACUCCUGCGGCCUAUUUCUGCAUUUUGCUCACUGGGUUGUGACUAGAAAACGACCCCUAAAAUGUCCAUAAUCUGCAUACCAUUGGUCUAAUAAAUUGCCAGGAAAGAGUGAAUGGGAUGAGAACAUUUCAUAUAGACUCAAAAUUAAUUCAAAUGCUCAAACUCUAACAGAUUUAAUAUUAAAUGGACAAAAUAACUGCAAUUCAUAGCUUGCAAAUGGAGUCUGUUUUUUUUUUCAGAUUAAUGCAACUGCUAGUGAGUUGGGACAAAAGAACAAUGCAUUGGUCUAUUGACAGCUUGAUAUUCUCAUCAUUAGAAUAAGUGGUACCUGGAAAACGAACAACAGAACCAGCAGGGAAGUUACUGAUCUGGGAUAGUGUUAAUGAGUGGGCAUUGAGUGUAUCACAAAAUGUGUAUUGUGUGGUUCCUGUAUGUAUGUGUACAGUGUGCAUUCUGUGCAUUGUAUAUUGGUAUGUGAGUAUACACUCAGCCAGGCUUGUGUGCAUACAGAGCCCUUCCUCUUACCCCACCUUGUGACACUGUUUACUGAGCAUCUGUGCAAAUCACCACAAUACCACAACCUGAUCCAUAUGUUGUGGAGUUUGUGCCGCACGCAAUAACCGUAUGUUCUGUGCACCAUUCAGGAUUGGAAGCUGCUGUAAGCACCGCAGAAUUAUUGCAGAUGUCUAUCAGGGUAGGAGUCAGUGGUAUAGUGCUUUGCCCGAGCCGGUUGUGCAUGGGUUAACAGAACAACACUGCUGGUCUCAUGGCGGGGAACAUGAUGCCUGAAUAACACUGCUGGUGUCUGGCAGAGAGUGUUAAUGGAAUGGUCUCUGGCACCAUAUGUGUCAGCCCUAUUACUGGUAGAUGGAGCAAAGCCUGUACAUGUUAUAACUGCAGUCGUCAGGUGACCAUUUUGAUGCUAAGCCAUUGUCUUUGGGAGGGACCCCAAAACUUCCCACUUCCAGUCGUUGCUACUUUAGACUGUAGAUUAUAGAUGAGUGUUUUCAAAGGCGGGGUGCAUUUUGCAGCCUGGAAGCUGCUAAAAGGCAAAAAAAAAAAAACAAUCUGAGAUUUGAUGUUUAUAUUCAUUUAAAUAAAGAAAUAUUCUGAGUA
Xenopus laevis (African clawed frog) is the source of this 3830-nucleotide messenger RNA. It is a transcript of the gene lzts1.S, whose product is annotated as leucine zipper, putative tumor suppressor 1 S homeolog. NCBI's taxonomy places the organism in Eukaryota, Metazoa, Chordata, Amphibia, Anura, Pipidae. Gene Ontology annotation, biological process: regulation of dendrite morphogenesis; regulation of synaptic plasticity. Bases 557 to 2056 code for a protein of 499 amino acids. Gene Ontology annotation, cellular component: dendritic spine; cytoplasm. The record is from RefSeq and is a predicted model, not a curated record. The transcript is spliced from 4 exons.